GCGGCCGUGCCGCCGAUGUGGGCUGAGCUCUUGUUGGUUGUGCCCCGCAGGGCCGGGCUGCAGCUGCUGCGGCGGCGGCACGGCGGGAGCGGCGCCAUGAGGCUGCAGGCGCCGCAGUUCCAGGCGCUCUUCACGCCGGGGCUGCGCAGCGUGGCCGAACUGUUUGAGAAGAAGAACUAUGAGCUGAGAAUAGCAGGAGGGGCUGUGAGGGAUUUGCUGAGCGGAGUGACGCCCCAGGACAUCGAUUUUGCCACCACAGCCACACCAGCAGAGAUGAAGGAAAUGUUCACAGCAGCUGGGGUUCGCCUGAUCAACAACAAAGGAGAAAAACACGGAACCAUCACUGCCAGGCUCCAUGAAGAGAAUUUUGAAAUCACCACUCUGCGGAUAGAUGUGGUGACGGACGGACGGCACGCAGAGGUGGAGUUCACCACGGACUGGCACAAGGAUGCUGAGAGGAGGGAUCUCACUGUCAACUCCAUGUUCUUAGGUUUGGAUGGGACUCUCUAUGAUUUCUUUAAUGGCUAUGAAGACUUGAAAAACAAGAAAAUCAGAUUUGUGGGCAAGGCAGCUGAGAGAAUACAAGAAGAUUAUUUAAGAAUCCUGAGAUACUUCAGAUUUUAUGGAAGAAUUGCAGAGAAACCUGGAGAUCAUGAAUCUAAUACACUGCAAGCAAUUAAAGAAAAUGCCAAAGGCUUGGCUGGAAUAUCAGGAGAAAGGAUUUGGGUGGAACUGAAAAAAAUACUUCUUGGAAACCAUGUCAAUCAUUUGGUUCAACUUAUGUAUGAGCUGGAUAUUGCCCAGUACAUAGGGUUACCACUUGAUGGGAAUUUAGAGGAAUUUGCCAGAGUCACUAAAAACAUCCAACACCUGUCUCCAAAACCCAUGACUGUCCUGACAUCCUUGUUCAAGGGGAAGGAUGAUGUCACAAACCUGGACCUGAGGCUGAAAAUCUCCAAGGAGGAAAAAAACCUUGGCCUUUUCUUGGUGAAGCACAGGCAGGAGCUAACCAAAGCCUCGGGGUCAGAACCACUUAGACCAUACCAGGACUUCCUGAUGGAUUCUAGGGAAGCUAACACCUACUCCAGGAUCCUUGAGCUGCUGAAGUACCAAGGGGAGGAGCAGCUGCUGAAGGAGAUGCAGGAAUGGACUGUGCCCUCCUUCCCGGUCAGCGGGCACGACCUGCGCAAGAUGGGGAUCUCCUCUGGCAAGGACAUUGGGACAGCACUGCAGCAGCUCAGGGAGGAGUGGAAAAAGAGUGGGUACCACAUGGACAAAGAGGAGCUGCUGAGCUGCCUGAAGAAGCUGUGAAGUGAAUAAUAACUGAACUGUUGGUGCCCUGAGUGGAGCUGAGGCUCACAGCCAGCUGAACAUUUGUCACGUUUAACGUUCUCAUGACUAACUCCUGACUUCUGCAAGGACAGGUUUCAUUCUGUAACAAUGUCAGACACUGUUGGCCACAUUCCACCUUCUCAAGCUCUCUUUGCCGUUUUUAGUGAUAAAUAUUCACUAUUUUAUCAUGACUUAGGGCAUGAGAGGUGAUGGCAAGAUUUUUCUCCUUCUGACUUCCUAUACCAAAAAGAAAACCCCAAAAUUCUCCCCAGAAGGCUGUUUGCAUCCUCCAGAUGCAAAUCAAAAAUCAUGGAGAGGUUUUCAUGUGCCUAGGAGACUGUGUGGAAAUAACGGGCUCUGCCUUAACUCUCUGGGAAAUAUUCACUCCAGCAGCUCCCAACAGCCUUGCCAUAGAAAACCAGAAUGACUUCUAGGACUAUUUUUAUUUUCCAGAAUUAUGAAUUUCAGUAGUUUUUCAGUAACUUCUCACUGAGUAACUAAAUCCACAGCAAGCUGGUGAAGGUUCUAUAUUGGAUUUUCAACUUCAGGGGUGAGACAAACAAUUAAUUAACAUUAACAAGGGAAGAUCCAGCUCCUUGCCUUGGGAAUUUGGAGCAGAGCUAUUCCUAGUCCUUAUGAAUGUCUUCCUAUCCUUGGAAUUUUUGGUUUGCUGUUAAAAAAUCUGAGAGCAGCUCUUGUGUGUAUAAAUCUCGUUGCAGGUUGAAGUUUUCCUACAGGACUGUGGUAACAAAUAAACUCCUUGGGAUUUCA
Catharus ustulatus (Swainson's thrush) is the source of this 2103-nucleotide messenger RNA. It is a transcript of the gene TRNT1, whose product is annotated as tRNA nucleotidyl transferase 1. Gene Ontology annotation, biological process: RNA processing. Lineage: Eukaryota; Metazoa; Chordata; Aves; Passeriformes; Turdidae. Bases 16 to 1311 code for a protein of 431 amino acids. The record is from RefSeq and is a predicted model, not a curated record. Gene Ontology annotation, molecular function: nucleotidyltransferase activity; RNA binding. The transcript is spliced from 7 exons.